AUGGCUUACUCUCAGCUGGGAUACCCCUACUCCACCACACCGCAGUUCCUGAUGACCUCCAGCUCUCUGGCCGGCUGUCUGGAGCCGGGAACGCCUCCGUCACACCCAGUGCUGCGCUCCCCGGCCCACCAGCUCACCUCCGGCACCGGCAUCGGAGUCUACAGCGGAACUUAUCCAAAGAGCCAAGGUUAUUAUAACAGCUGCACCAGCGACGCCACCGCGCUCUAUCCCAGAGGGACACUAGACCCCAAAGAUGGAGCUGCAUCUGUGGGGACAUCUCAGACUCAGACUGCCUACUAUCCUUAUGAAUAUACAUUUGGACAAUAUCCAUAUGACAGAUAUGGGUAUUCCUGCUCUGAUAGCGUUUCCCGUCGUAAAAAUGCCACCCGAGAGACCACCAGCACCCUGAAGGCUUGGCUACAGGAGCACCAGAAGAACCCGUACCCCACAAAGGGAGAGAAGAUAAUGCUUGCCAUUAUCACCAGGAUGACUCUUACACAGGUGUCUACAUGGUUUGCCAAUGCACGCAGGAGGCUGAAGAAGGAGAAUAAGGUGACAUGGUCACCGCGGGCUUGUAAAAGCUCUGAUGACCGGGGCUGUGACGAUGACAGCGACGAAGCUGAGAAGCCACUUAAAAAUGACAAAGAACUUCCUGAUCAACAGUGUGCAGACCUGCAGAGUGACCUUGAGGACUUCGACCUGCUGGAGUCAGACGGUUCUGACUGCGAACCAAAGCCUCAGUUUCGACCUGAGGACAGUGACGCAAACACAGACCUCCCACAUGGGCAUCUCACACACAACGCAGACCCACUGCACGGAAAAGAGAGAUUAUCUCCAGACUGCCCAAAACUCACACCAGUUCAACAGCAAAACAACGCCUUCUAUCCUAAUCCAGACCCUCGAAGUACACAUACCAAGCCCAAAAUCUGGUCCAUCGCUCACACUGCUGUGUCUUUGGACGGCAGCUUGCAGCCAGAGUAUCCUCCCUGCAUGCUGUCGUCAACCGGGUCCUCCUCUCCUGGGUAUCCAUCAAAUAUGGCGCUUACCAAGUCAGACAGGGAACAGGAGUCACCAGUCGCCACGCUCAGAGAAUGGGUGGAUGGAGUUUUCCACGGUCCUCCUUUCCAACAGCCCAAACCAGCUGAGGUGUGGAAAGGCUUAAAUGAAGCUGUGAUAGACAGCAGAACACCCGGACACUCCUUUGAACUCGUAAGGUCUACGUCAUCUUUGUAG
Plectropomus leopardus (leopard coralgrouper) is the source of this 1233-nucleotide messenger RNA. RefSeq names its product iroquois homeobox 4b (gene irx4b). The record is from RefSeq and is a predicted model, not a curated record. Gene Ontology annotation, molecular function: RNA polymerase II cis-regulatory region sequence-specific DNA binding; DNA-binding transcription factor activity, RNA polymerase II-specific. NCBI's taxonomy places the organism in Eukaryota, Metazoa, Chordata, Actinopteri, Perciformes, Serranidae. Gene Ontology annotation, cellular component: nucleus. Gene Ontology annotation, biological process: regulation of transcription by RNA polymerase II; neuron differentiation; cell development.